Pseudogymnoascus verrucosus is the source of this 3211-nucleotide messenger RNA. RefSeq lists its product as uncharacterized. Gene Ontology annotation, molecular function: DNA-binding transcription factor activity, RNA polymerase II-specific; DNA binding; zinc ion binding. Gene Ontology annotation, biological process: regulation of DNA-templated transcription; DNA-templated transcription. Gene Ontology annotation, cellular component: nucleus. The transcript is spliced from 3 exons. The record is from RefSeq and is a predicted model, not a curated record. Lineage: Eukaryota; Fungi; Ascomycota; Leotiomycetes; Thelebolales; Thelebolaceae. Bases 1 to 2949 code for a protein of 982 amino acids.
AUGCCUAAUUCAUCCUCCUCCUCCGCCAUCCGCGCCAGCCGCUCCGAUGGUUCUCUUGGCCUCCAAACCGCCAAAAUUCCCUCCCCUCACUCCAUCGCCGCGAUACUCUCGCCCUCCGACCCCCCCUCAACAAUCGACACCCCAGAGGCAUCGACACCGAAGCGACCGCACGCCGAGGCCUUCCCCGAAGCCGACACGGAGUUCUCUCAUCGCCCGGCGGCGUCGCCCCCCUCCCGCCGCCGCCUGAGCGAUACUACCAACGACACCAAUACCAAUACCAACAGCACGCCCGCCGCCGGCGUCCACACCCACACCCAUACACACCGCCCCGAACCCCCCGGCGCGCGGCAUGACGCCCCGCGCCACGUAGACAUGCACGAUGACCCCGACGACAAGAAGCCCUUGCCGAAGAUGCGCUCGAGCAUCGCCUGCUACCGCUGCCGCCGCAGCAAGAUCAAGUGCCAGAACAACGGCGUGAAUACCGCCUGCCGCGCCUGCGCCAACCAGAGCCGCGAAUGCACAUACCCCGAGCCGAGCGCCAGCCAGCAGGCGAACAAGCGGCCCGAGUCGACUAUCGCGGCGAGGGUCGAUGGGGAGGGAGGAGAUGUCAAGCGCGUGCGCAAGCGCGAGUCGGAUGCGGUGAGGAAGCAGAGCUUUCGCCAGAGCGAUGAUCCGCUGGAGUCCCCGCCGAUCACGGCGAAGCUGUGGAAGGACGUGUAUACUACAUUCAUGCUGCACUGCUCGACCGAGCUGCCGUUCCUGCAUGAGGAGGUCUUCCAUACCCGCGUUCAUCAGCCUGCUGCGGAGCGCUCUGCGGAUACUCAGAUCUUUCUCCUGGGCAUGCUGACGCUGACGGCGCGGUUUAUCCCGGAUUUGGUGGCAUAUCACAGCCAAUCUGACCCCUCUGAUCCUCUUGCGGCAUCGGAGUUCUAUGCCGAAGCGUUCGCGGCUCGCCUUGAUGCGCCGGCCCUGACCGGGCAGCCGUCAUUGGAAAGAGUUCAGGGGUUGCUCAUGAUCAGUCUGUAUCACUGGGGGAUGUGCCGUGGCCAACGCGCCUGGAUGUACAUCACGAUUGCUAUCGGGAUGGCCCGGACUAUGGGACUCAUGUUUGAAGAAGAUUCACGGACAAGUCAAAAGCCAGCUCUGAUAGAAGAGGCGCGGCAGUUAGGGGUGAAAUUGAAGGUGGCGGAGGCAGGGGCAGCACCCGACGAGCAGACCCUGAUCCAGCGCGAGAUCAAGCGGAGAACGGCUUAUAGUUGCUUCAUUCUGGACCGGUACCAGGCAUCCGGGCGAUAUCGGCCACAGAUCAUCAAUAUCGACGACCUGCACGUGCAACUGCCCUGUUCGGAAGAAGAUUUCCAAUUUGGGGUUGAUGUCAAGACUGGAUCGCUGAAGGACACCCCUCGGUCGCCUGACAGCCGGGAUGGUUCGAGGACCAUUUCUUCGACUAAUGUGUUAAGCAUAUACAUCCGACUUGUCGAGAUCUGGGGACGAUUCUCACGGUGGUCAUGCAGAGGUGGCAGACGGGAGGAACAAUACCCCCCAUGGGACCAGCGAUCCGAAUUUUACAAGUUACGGCAGCAACUCGUAGCUUUCCAUGAGUCCUUACCCCCGAAACUGACAUUCAGCCCUACGAAGAUCGCCGCACAUAUCGCCAGCAAAUCUAUUACGUUGUACACGGCCAUCCACACGCUUUAUUCGCUUUGCAACAUUGUCCUUCAUCGCGAAUAUAUUCCGUUCAUCCCUAUCCGAAGCGUUGGCCCCUCCGGACCUCUAGACGAGCCGACGUUUCCACCAGAUAAAUACGAUAUCCCAGAGGGGUUCUGGGACGAGAGUGCCGAGUUGAUUUUCAAAUCCGCUCGCGACAUCAUGGAUAUAGUGCGGGUUACUAGCGACAGGCAGGUCAUGGUUGAGUCGCCACAAGUUGGAUUCGCCGUGUGGACCGCCGCCUUCGUCGGCAUCUACGCCGUCCAUUUCCCUUGGAUGGACAAAAACUCCUACAUGAGCAACUCGCCCACAACCCUGGACCACAACCCCACCUACCCCACCGGCAGGCAUGAAGCCACUGACCUCGCCGUAAAGACCCUCAAUCUCAUGCUGCCCAGGUCCAAAAUGGCCUGCGGCUGGAGCGUCUGGAUCAAGCGCAUGGAGCACUACUUUGUCAACAUCAAGAAAGACCACAACCGCAGCAUCCGAGCUCUCGGCCUCCCCAGCUCCGAGCACCAGCGCCGCGAAGCCCAUGCCAAGGAGCUCAGCCUCCGCGAGGGUGGCCACGGCGGUGGCCUCGAGGAAUACAAGCUCCUCGAGAAGGAACUCAAGGACUUCGGCCCCUCCCUCGAACAAGACCGCUACGACUCUCCCGACCGCAUCUCCCCCUUCUCCGCCACCAACGGCGGCUCGCGCCCAUCAACACACAUCAAAGCCGAGCCCCAGCCAUCCGGUCACGCUCGUUCCGCAUCGAGAAAUGGCAAUGACAACGGAUGGGUUACUGUCAACACUACCGCUCCCCCGAGCAAUGGCAGCGUGGCGGAGGAGUACACACCGUCUAAUAAGGGAUAUGUGAAUCACCACGCGAGCCCUAAGAAUACCGCUACUUACUACCCACAAAACUCCACCUACGCCGCCGCUACAACACUGAAUUCUAUGUACCCCCCCCCGGCAAAUGGCACCACAAACUCCACGCCCUACGACCACCCCUCGCAGUCCUCACCCGAGACGUACAAGCCCGGUCCCCCUGCGUCAACCAGCAGCGGCAACUGGGCGUCCCCGAAGCCGAGCCCGGAAAGUGCGUUUAGGAGACUGGAGGAGAUUAGCAUGCACGGCGGCAAGGAUUUGGAGAUAUUUGGGACCGGGAUGGACAUGGAAACGGAUAUCUGGGCGAAUGGGUAUGUUAUGGAUGAUGGGAUGGGGGUAAAUUUUAUGCAGGCGGUGGUGUGGGGUCCGCAAUGAGUUAAUUAUGUGGGUUAGGUGGUCUGCGUAAGGGAAAGGAUAACAAGGACGGAAUGGAAAAGGGAAGGAUGGGGACGGAGCGUUGCGGGUUGCUUUUGUGUCGAUUUGUUUGUGGGUUUCUGGGGCGAAAAUUACUCGUUGUGGUGCGGUAAUGUCUUGCCUGUCUUGUUGUUUUAGUGUGUUUGAGGCUGUUUAGGUGGGAGGGGAGGGGUGGGAAAUGGGUGGGAAAGCCUGUUGGAAACAAGGGCGUCAUGUUUUGUGC